AUGAAAAAUUCUCAGCAAGACGAAGAAGUAAGAAGAUAUUUUCAAGUGCUUUUGAAACUCAUAACUUUUGAGAACAUGAUUUCUUUUUUUCUUCUACUCUUCUGGCAACAACAUCUUGAUGAUGAAAUAAAUUAUUUUGACUCAAAAUUUAGGAUUACAAUCUUUAAAAAACCAAAGUUGAGUGAAAGUUGUCAUCAAAAAUCUUACUUAAUUAUCUACAUACGACUUUAUGAAGCCUUGCAUAGCAUUCAACAUUAA
This is a messenger RNA of Clunio marinus, 258 nucleotides long. The record is from the annotation of a GenBank genome assembly. NCBI's taxonomy places the organism in Eukaryota, Metazoa, Arthropoda, Insecta, Diptera, Chironomidae.